This is a messenger RNA of Ipomoea nil (Japanese morning glory), 2152 nucleotides long. RefSeq names its product putative clathrin assembly protein At2g01600. The transcript is spliced from 15 exons. Gene Ontology annotation, cellular component: clathrin-coated vesicle; clathrin-coated pit. The record is from RefSeq and is a predicted model, not a curated record. Gene Ontology annotation, biological process: vesicle budding from membrane; clathrin coat assembly; clathrin-dependent endocytosis. Lineage: Eukaryota; Viridiplantae; Streptophyta; Magnoliopsida; Solanales; Convolvulaceae. Bases 220 to 1911 code for a protein of 563 amino acids. Gene Ontology annotation, molecular function: clathrin heavy chain binding; 1-phosphatidylinositol binding; SNARE binding.
AUUCCAUUUCAUUGAAUUGAAUGAAUAAGCAAAAUGAUGAGACACCCAAUUGGAGGGGCCGCCAAAAGCCACCCCGGUCCAACUGAUUGAAAGAAUUUUGCCCCAAAAAGUUGUUUGCUUCUCUCUCUUGUCCUCACUGGAGAAAAAUUCCAGGCCUCAAGAAAUCUUCUAGAGAGAGAGAUCACAGAGGGAUCGGGAGCCAACGGUGUAGAGAGAGAGAUGGGUACGCUACAAACAUGGAGGAAAGCUUACGGGGCGCUCAAAGAUCACACCAAAGUCGGCCUCGCCCAUGUCAAUAGCGAUUUCAAGGAUGUCGAUGUGGCGAUCGUUAAGGCUACUAAUCAUGUUGAGUGCCCACCCAAAGAGCGACAUCUCAGAAAAAUUAUGGUUUAUACAUCUGCAGUGCGGCCUAGGGCUGAUGUUGCAUACUGCAUUCAUGCACUUGCUCGGAGAUUAGCAAAGACACACAACUGGACGGUGGCACUGAAAACACUCAUAGUAAUCCAUAGAACAUUGAGGGAAGGUGAUCCCACAUUUCGUGAGGAACUUCUGAAUUUCCAGCAAAGAGGUCGUGUUCUUCAAAUGUCCAAUUUCAAGGAUGAUUCAAGCCCUAUUGCUUGGGAUUGCUCUGCAUGGGUACGCACAUAUGCACUCUUUUUGGAAGAACGGCUUGAGUGUUUUAGGGUUCUCAAGUAUGACAUUGAAGCUGAGCGGCUUCCUAAACCUCCUGCCCAGGGGCAAGAAAAGCAGGGCUACAGCAAAACUAGAGAAUUGAACAGUGAAGAGCUUCUGGACCAGUUGCCAGCUUUGCAGCAGUUGCUCUAUCGCCUUAUUGGAUGCCGGCCUGAAGGAGCUGCUGUUGGAAAUUAUGUGAUACAGUAUGCACUAGCCCUGGUCCUCAAGGAGAGCUUUAAAAUUUACUGUGCUAUCAAUGACGGAAUAAUUAAUCUUGUUGACAAGUUUUUCGAGAUGCCACGACAUGAAGCUAUCAAGGCCCUUGACAUCUAUAAGAGAGCUGGCCAGCAGGCUGCAAACCUAUCUGAUUUUUAUGAAGUUUGCAAAGGAUUGGAACUUGCUAGGAAUUUCCAAUUUCCCGUACUCAGAGAGCCUCCGCAAUCCUUCCUAGUGACCAUGGAAGAGUAUAUAAGAGAAGCCCCGCGGAUAGUAUCUGUUCCUACAGAAACUUUGGAAUACCCGGAGAGGCUUAUGUUGACAUAUAAAGGAGAGGAUGAACUAUCACCAUCUGAAGAACACAAAGAAUUGGCUGAUGAACCCCCGCCACCACCACAACCAGCAGAGGAUGUUGCAGUUUCAACCACCGAGAUUCCUGCCCCCGUGCCUCCUGUCAAAUUUGAAACCGAUGAUCUACUUGGGUUAAAUGCUCCCACGUCAGAUGUGUCUGCGAUUGAGGAAAGCAACGCGUUGGCUUUGGCUAUAGUUCCAUCUGGGGCAACAUCCGAAACUGUACAGCCCAAAGACUUCGAUCCUACAGGAUGGGAACUCGCCCUAGUCAGUACUCCCGGCACCAACUUGUCAACACCUCAGGAGCGGCAAUUGGCUGGUGGAUUGGAUUCGCUCACUCUUAACAGUUUAUACGACGAGGGCGCCUACAGAGCAUCACAGCAACCAGUAUACGGAGCGCCAGCCCCCAACCCGUUCGAAGUAGCUGAUCCAUUUGCCAUGUCUAACGCCAUUGCUGCACCUCCAUCAGUCCAACUCGCUCCAAUGCCUCAACCAAACCCCUUCGGUCCAUUCCAUCCGGCUGCUGCUGCAUACCCACCUCAGAAUCCAUUGAUGGUCGGGCCCCACAAUCCUUUUGGCGACACGGGGUUCGGGGCAUUCCCCGCAAAUAAUGGUGCUGCUGCGGGGGCGCACCAACAAAAUACCAACCCGUUUGGGAGCCUGCUGUAGGAAGAAAUGUAGGCGGGAUUUCGGCAUAGAUGAUUUUGGGGUGACAAUAUGAGUGCAGGCCAUGGUUUGAUGAUGAUAUGUAGAUUGGUUUUUUCAUUGAACAAAUGCAUGCAUGCAUUGAGAUGUAAAAUUCAUAAAGAAGAAGAUUUGAUUGCAGUGCGGUAUUGUGUUAUCAAAACUUCAUGGUUUGCAAACUUCAUAGUCAUUUUUUAUUUGAAAAUAUUAUGUUUUUCCUGUUGUA